Molecule: messenger RNA, 2138 nt
Organism: Orbicella faveolata
Lineage: Eukaryota; Metazoa; Cnidaria; Anthozoa; Scleractinia; Merulinidae
Product: homeobox protein rough-like
Biological process (GO): regulation of transcription by RNA polymerase II
Cellular component (GO): nucleus
Molecular function (GO): RNA polymerase II cis-regulatory region sequence-specific DNA binding; DNA-binding transcription factor activity, RNA polymerase II-specific
Source: RefSeq, a predicted model, not a curated record
CUUCAAAGGCGGCCGCAGCUAAUCCAGUCCCGUUGGUUGUCGUUUUAACAAAGCCUUGAAGAAUUAAUCUUAUAAGCCAGUCCGGCCCCGGAAAAAGGAAAUGUAUCAAAUAACAGUAACCUUUACGACAAGUCCCUUGAACAAAGUGUAUUAGGGUUCAAAACUGCGCCCAAUCACUGAUCCCACAUUGUUUUCUAGAUCAGAGACCACUGCUGCUGCGGUGCUUUGCUCAUUAUGAGAAAUGUGGUUUAUUUAUGAGAAUUUCUGUGCAGGGAACAAUUUUGAUGUUGAUUUUAUCACUGACACCUUUUGUAAUGACCGGUUAUUGUUUAAAAGAGGCUGACGUGCAUGAUUAUCAAAUAUUUUGCCGCUAUUCAUUACAAGAUUGCUGUACUACACGCCCUGAUGCAAAGUCAAUAUGGCGGCAGAGAGUGCCACAACAUCUCCACCUGCUCUAGCUGGAAGCUCCUUUUCAAUAGAAAACCUUUUGAAUCUCUCACAAGGUGCUACAGAAAAGAAGCCAACAGCCAGGCUCUCAACUGCUACUUCAACGUGUGAUUCCCUCCGAAGGCCGUCAUUUCCACUUGUUCCUAAGGCAGUACGUCCGUUUGCGUAUCAUGCUCACAGUUUGCCUCUUUGUACCCCUGACCCUGGACUUAACUUUGGUGGAAUCCCACAUCCUCGUUCAGAGCCAAGCAUUAACCAUUUUCCAAUUCCAAACAAUGGACCUCCAUUAGGUGUGGAGCUUUUUACAAUAAGACGAAGACGACCGAUGAGGAAAAAGAAGCAACGUCCCUUGUUUUCACCCCAUCAGAUCCAAACAAUGGAGACGGAGUUUACAAAAUGUCAGUAUGUCUCUGAAAGCAGGCGAGCCGAGCUGGCUUCAGACUUAAAUCUUACGGAAACACAAGUGAAAACCUGGUUUCAGAAUCGACGAACAAAGUCCAAAAAAGAAACACGAGAUAAACAAGAUCAAUCAACUUCGGAAAUAGGACGGAGGCCCUUUAAAUUCACUGACCAACAUUUGCUUGAAGAGGAAAGAAACUUUCGUAAACAGGAGCAUUGCAUACAUUCCUUUUUCUCAUAUCACCCAAGUUCCUUAUUUACUUUGCCUUCGCUGGGUCGUUCCUCUGGAUUGUUGUAGAUAUCUUAUUGAAGCCAACGAUGGAUCAUAUAUAUUGGAAUAUUUUAUAUACAAAAGAAUCUACUCAACAUUUGAACAGAUCUUAUUCGCCCUUUGCUAAGAGGAAUGAUUUACAAAGCCAUUUAGAUAAUAUGUCAGCCGAAGCAAAGCUGUCAAAUCUAAGAAAUUUUCACUCUUACAUGAACUACGUGUAUACAUAUUACUGUGUUUUAUUCAGUAAAUGAAAGAUCAUAAAACAUACAAUAUAUAUUGCACCGGAAAUCAUGUCACUUGCUGUUUUACUUCAUAAUUCAAUAAAGUUUCUAUUGGUAUCUGUACUCGUCUUGUUACCGUUGAACAAAAUUCGUUGGCAAUAAUCAUUAAAAAAAAAAAUUUUAAUAUGGAUUUCUGUUUGUUUUAUUUGUAGCACAUUAAGCAUAGCAGUGCAGAGAUUUUGUUGCAACAAGCCGCUUACAACAUCUCGCCACAUAGUGAUUGCUUAUAAAAAUAUAGACCGUCAGACGUGGGUCAGCAACGUACAUGAAAUCGAGAACACGUACAUUUCUUACAAAAUGAAACAGAGCAUAGCUGUUCAGGUAUUUUCGUACCUUAAGUUGAAUUGUGUUGAGUUGGGCAACAAGUUAAUUGGCGGAAAGGAUAAAGGGAACUGUUCACUGCUGCCCGGUCUUCGCCAGAGUUUUCGAUAAAGUGAUACUGGCGAUCAAGGUAUUUUAACCCUGGUAAAGCGGUAAACUGAUUCAAUUAGGAAAGUUCGCCUUUUAACCUUUAUUCUACGGACUGAUUUCUUUUCGCUUUAGUGAUAUACAGACUAUUGUCAUUAUUUAGUGGAUUUUUGCAAGGAUCUUUCAGUUUCACUGGGUAGCUGUAAAGAACGUAAACUUGCUUUGUGUCGAAAAGGCAAUUAUAAGCGCAUUGCCAACUUGUUGUCAGGUUAGAACUAAGUUGGGAGAGCUGAUAAGCUGAAGUUUUUAAUAAAAUUGCUGUUAACGUUGAA